Molecule: messenger RNA, 693 nt
Organism: Suillus paluster
Lineage: Eukaryota; Fungi; Basidiomycota; Agaricomycetes; Boletales; Suillaceae
Exons: 3
Coding region: 1-693 (230 amino acids)
Source: RefSeq, a predicted model, not a curated record
AUGCCCCAGAAAAACAAGAAGGCUCGGUGGGCCAAGGCUCACCAAGUUCCUGGCAGCAAAUUCUUCAGUAAAGAUUACAUUGACAGUGUUGAGGAUGUGGACGACCCAGACUAUAUUGAUGAAGAUUCAUGUUCAGUCUCGGAUGGUGAAGGUUGGAUUGUCAGCCUGCCAGAGCAUGGCAUCACAGACUCUGGUGCCAUCUCUGACUCUGAGGGCAAGAGAGAAGAGGCUAGUACUGGUGACAUGCAGAGUUGUGAGGUUUCUGAUGAGGAGGAGGGUAUCGAAGAGUUCGAAGCUCACCAGAUACUAACUGCUGCUCAAGAAUUCUGGCAGAAAGUAUUUGCCAAACCUGUCAACCAUCUCAAUACUGCCCCUCUUAAAGGCAAGGGCAGCUACACUGCAAUUGGGACAGCAAAACUCAGCAAUUUCUUUCAAUGCUCAACUUCCAUACCACAUACUGCUCAGCCUACUAUUGAGGUUGAUCAGUCUGAUAGCACAUCCUCUGAGUCUGACACACCUUCUGACAUAGAAGAUCAAGGGGUCAAUCCCCUGAAGCCACCCGCACCACCAACACGAUCCCAUGACACAGCCCCUGAGCUGCUGUCAGACACCAUUACAUCUAACAAUAACUCAGACAUAGUGCCUGAGGCUGCCUCAUUCCUUGAUCCUAUUGCAGAAGAAAUUAGGCUAUGA